Chanos chanos (milkfish) is the source of this 1329-nucleotide messenger RNA. It is a transcript of the gene rnf26, whose product is annotated as ring finger protein 26. Bases 1 to 1314 code for a protein of 437 amino acids. The record is from RefSeq and is a predicted model, not a curated record. Gene Ontology annotation, molecular function: ubiquitin protein ligase activity. The transcript has a single exon. NCBI's taxonomy places the organism in Eukaryota, Metazoa, Chordata, Actinopteri, Gonorynchiformes, Chanidae. Gene Ontology annotation, biological process: ubiquitin-dependent protein catabolic process; protein ubiquitination.
AUGGGUCUAGUGAGCUUUGUGUUUUGCUCAGUAGGAAAAUGCAUUGAAAUCAUCUUCUUCUUACUGGAUUUAAAUUUUGUGAUUGUGAACUCAUUGGUACGUUUACUGGUGGCAUUAAUCUCCUUUGUGAACAGUCUACCCAUGCUACUUACAAGUUCAGUGCUUGAGUGUUGGAAUCUCACACUGUUUUGUGUGCUUACUAUGAUUGAUGGGGUGUCGUUAGUGACCCACAACAUGAUAGGUGGUUGGAUGCAGUUGCUAGGAGGUGUGCUGGAGAGCUUUAAAAUGAUGGGAUACCUGUCUUCACAUUUACUGCUGCGCACGAGGGAGCUUCUUCAUCGGGGACUGCUAACGGGACACAGUUUGCUUCGACAAGCAUGGGAGGGCUGUGGAAUUGUGCUCAGCCUCUUACUUUACUUUGUCAACACCAUCGUUAACCUGCUUCUUAUUGGUACACAGAAUCUCUAUGCCGUGGUGGUUAGCAUGGUGGAGGCUGUAUCUUGCCCCGUGCAAAAGGCCUUGGAACUGACCCUUACUGUCCUAACAUUCCUCUACAGCAGUCUGGUGGGCACCUCCAUCCUGCUUUGGACGCCAUGCAGACUCGCCAUGGAGUUCCUGAGCUCUCUUGGCCAUAUUUUCAUCAGUGUCUUCUUGCUCAACUCGUAUGGCCUGUUGCUUACCAUAGGUAUCAUUGUAAGUGCUACAGUUUACCUGAACCCUGCCUUACCCAGACGUGGAGCUCAGCACCUACUCAAUUCAGUCAACGCCGUCCCCGCCUUGCAGCGGUUGCAGAGGAUUCUACACCGUCUGUGUCAGCUGGAAAUGAACGUUUGGCAGCGGUUAGCCAGGCCCGGCAGUCGCAUCGGCUUGUGGACCAUCUCGGCGUCAAGAAAUGCUGCUAGAGGAGGAGCUGGGGACACCAGACACCUGGAGGGAAACGAAGUCCACGGGGCUCCUCAGAACGAUGAGGCCGAAGGGGGACAAACCGGGGGGGACGACCCGCGGCCGGCAGACAAUCAACGGGACGUGGCCUUGCCCAGCUCCAGCACGCAUAGGCCGCUGCAGAAAGUGCCUUCGGAAGGGGACUGCAAACGACCCCCUGCCGACAGUUUACUGACUUUGCUGCAGGAGCAAGAGGAGAGGAAGAAAUGCGUCAUCUGUCAGGACAGCACCAAGACGGUCGUGCUUCUGCCCUGUCGCCAUCUGUGCUUGUGCCGAGAAUGCACGGACAUUCUGAUGCGCCAGCCCAUAUAUCAGCACAACUGCCCGCUCUGCCGUCACAUGAUUCUCCAGACUAUGGAUGUGUAUCUCUGAGGAGGGAGGGCGUGG